Molecule: messenger RNA, 1519 nt
Organism: Tuber melanosporum (Perigord truffle)
Lineage: Eukaryota; Fungi; Ascomycota; Pezizomycetes; Pezizales; Tuberaceae
Exons: 1
Coding region: 167-1519 (450 amino acids)
Molecular function (GO): protein binding
Source: RefSeq, a predicted model, not a curated record
AUUCGCCAUUUUUCUAUUAAUUUCCUUUCUUUUUUUCUCCCUCACCUUUUCCCCCCUCACCCCUCCCCACACGCACAACAACCUCUUCCUGCUACGGUGCCGGUAGACCAACUGUACCGGCCACAUUGCCACCCGACGUUAUUUCGUUUCAUUUUAUUUCUUGUAAAUGACCAGCAAGCUCCUAGCCCUCCCAACCGACAUUCUCAUCUCCAUAAUCGUGCACCUGCCCACGGCCUCGUGCCUAACUCACCUCUCGCAGACGUGCAAGUCCUUGCACGCCUUCAUAUCCGCCGAGGGCUGGCGCGUCUUCGUGCAAUGCCAACAUGCCGGCUUCCACGCGAAGGUGACCAAGGCGCUGCCGCACGGCAAGCCGGCUCCUACGUGGAACCGGUGGGCGGAGGAGCUGACAGUGACGCGCAGCAACUGGGACAACUUUGGCUUCCUCGCGAGCGGCCUGUUCGUCGAGGGCAAGUGGCGGAGCCGGAGGAAGAAAAAGGAGGAGGAGCGGAGGCUGGGUCUGCAGCGCCGGGCGCGGGAGGACGCGUGUGUGCCUGUUAUCGACCUCUGGGAGGAGUGGGCGGGCGGCGAGGAGGUGCUUGUUGUGGGCGCUGGGGUGAACAUGAUGGUGAGGAAGAGGAGGAGGCAUGGGCGGGGUGAUGGGUGGUGGAGGUAUGAGGGAGUUGGUGCCGGUGCCGGCGCUGGCGCUGGGAGCGGCAGGAGGGAUAUGGAUGGGGGGGAAGAUGAGGGAACUGGUGGGGUGGAGGGCGGCGAGGGUGGGGAAGAGCCGACCCUCUUUGAGAUUUUUAAUGCGAAGCAUCGCGCAGAUUACCUCCGCAGCUGCAGGGACAGCCAGCAGGAUUACACUACCGUCCACCUUUUGGGCUCCCAGGGCCGGGAGAACGCCGAGAUCGCCGUUGUCGGACGAGCUUCUGGCGCACUGGAAAUGGUAAAAUUGACCACGGGCCCCGGAAGGGCCGGGAGAAUGAGUGUGCUGGGACGAUUCGAGACCUCGGCGCGCAAGAGCGAGUGGAGUCCCAGGAUGGGCAAGUACACCUCCAUACUCCCGUACGCUGGUUCCGGGGACCAGCACGGCCUCAUGAGCGCUGGUGCGAGGACCGGCCUGACAUCGAGGUUUGCGCUUUACAGGGUGCGUAUCCCCUCCAACGACGAUUUUCGGGUAACGCCCGAGGCGCCGGUGUCGGAGGUUGAGAUGAGUGCUGGCGAUGGUGAUAUCUGGAGCACGAAUUUGCUCUCGCCGGAGUAUUUGGCCGUCACAAAGACUAAUAGCCAUGAGAGCCCUUUGUGUGUCUACGCAAUUGCUCCGGAUGGGAUUCGGAAGAGGCCCAUGAUGUCUUUUCCCGAUCCGUUCGGGUUCGGAGGGAGUACGGAUGCUACCGCUACGGCCCGUUUGGAAAGUUUUGCGGGGGAGUUUCCCUCUGGGCAGGUCUUCUUGAGCGCGUGGUCCGGUGGUGACUUGAGGUAUUAUCUAUUCCACUACUACUUUGCAGCCUGCACUUGA